UACAGAUUGACAGUUGGCACGUUGGCACGCUUCCUUCAGAAGCACGUAGCUAGAGAAGAGCGGGAGGGCUGACAUGGAUUGGGAUCGGAAUGGCAGGGGAAGAUGAAAGCGUGGAGCCAGACUCUGGCACUCCUGGACAGAAGCUUAAGUCUGUAUGUUCAGAACUAGAUUCCUAUGUGGAAUUUUUCAACAGGACAUCUCGACAUGUUGACAUCCUGUGGUGUAAUUAUGCUGGUGAAGAGGUGAAAUAUCAAACACUUGGGCCCAAAAUACAGCUGCUGUGUUCAGACAGUGAGUCUGCUGGUGCUACCAGAUACCAGCACUACAGUGUCAACACAUUUGUGUCUCACCCAUGGAUUGUCCGAGACUCCAACACAGGGGCCCUGCUGCGCAUCAAUCAGAGAAGAUAUUUAUUACCUGUAGCUUAUGAUGGGGAGGGGUACAGAACACAUGUCUAUAUUGACAUUCCAGUGUUCAGCUUGAAAGACAGAUGUUUGGAAGAGAUCAAAAAAAGGAUGGAUGUUGAACUCUUGUCAGCAACUGAAAUUCCUGCAACUUUAAUUCAAUCCUUAAAUGAAAGUCAAGCAGUGACGUGUGUACUUUAUGAUGAUUAAGCAAAUUAAUGUCCACCAGAAGAAGUUUAAUUACAUUUACAGAAUGACUCCCCUGUCAGACUACUAUUUUUCUCUAAGGAUCAGCCAUAAAUGGCUAUCGUAUUUAAAAUGAUCAAUAACAUAUGUGCCCUGUCAGCAAGUAGGUUUCAAAUGGGUUUAAGACAUAUAUUUUCUAAUUGUUUCCAUAGUUGUCAGUCUUAAUAGUCCUCUUUUAAUUUUUUAAUUUAUUUAUGUGGAGUUUGUAUUUCAUACUUAAGAAUAUUUCCCAUAGGCUACACCAAUUUAUAUUUUCAUUUUAUGGGCAGAAUGAAUCUAUGUCCAAACGUUGAAGGAGGGUAAAAAAUAAAACUGAUAAAUCAUCUAACUAAUGCCAGAAGGAACCUCUGUGACUCAGUUGCUUAGCACGCAGUGUUAUGACCCAGGAGCUAACACCAGUGCAGUCACUAUGAGUUCAAGUCUAGCUCAUGCUGGCUUCCUCUAGAGAUGUAUGUGGGAAGGCCUGCACACAUGUGAACCAUAUGUGGUGGGACAUGCAUAUAGAAUGAAGAAAUCUAAUUACUGUAACUCUUCAACAUUUUCGCAUGUUUUCAAGGUCUUUUUUCAAGUGCAUACUGAGGACGUUAUUCUGUGUCCUGAAAUUGAUCAACCCAACCAAUGUAGUUUUGACAAAAACAAAUGAAAGAGGUGCCUGAAUCUCGUAGAAAGUUGCUCUUUCAUAUGCGGAAAGGUUCAGGAAUUAGGGUAAACUGGAUUACAUUAUGAAUCUUCUGUAAUCAGAUGGAUCCAAUAUUCCAAAUAUAUUGAUAUUCUGCCUGGAGCUUUUCCUAAACACAUAUGCUAUUAAAAGAUAGUUUAUUAGUUCUACUGUGCCGUAAAGUGGCAACUUUGAUUGGCCAGGAACCAAACAGCAUUCAAAGUGACCACUUGAUUGGCUGAGUUCAUUGGUGAUCUGAACUGAGGCAGACGACUGUCUCUAUCAGAGACAGAAUCUCAGAAAUAUGACCAAUACUCUUGACUGUUAAUACCUUAACAUGUAGGCUCCUUAACUUUGGUCAUUAAAUUUGGCUGAUAUUUGUAUCAUUGAAUUGUUCAAAGUUAAUUAAGUUAUCACACAGUUUUUUUACUCAAUGCUUCUGUUCUUCUGUUUCCUUGUGAAUAGGGAGCUCUCGUGCAUUAAUUUAGUUUCACAUGUUUGUAGAAGUUUGACACAAAUAUCCAAUUAUACAUACCAUUUCUAGUUAAAUAAAUAUCAGUGUCAAGUGAAAUGGAAGGUGUAUUAAUUCCUGGCUAGUGCUGUGGUGUAGAUUGUUGUGGACAGCUGAGAGAUUAGCCAUGAUCUAUAUGUAUGCAUGUAUAUAUGCUUGGGGUUUUACGUCAUACUUAACAAUUUUUCAGUCAUAUGACGACGAGUCUUUAAGCGUGUGUACAUAUACUGUGUCUUCUUGUAGCAGGGUGAUUCCAGUUCUGCUGCCACUGAAGUAUCAUGCCAAAGACACCAGACAUGACACCCCACCCCAUCACAUUAUGCUGACAUUGGGCCAAUCAGUUCUGUUUCAUUCCUCCGGCCUGUCAGUGCUGAGCACGAAGCAAGAUAGUAACAAGUUGGCUAUGUUUUUCGCAUGACUCUACCCUGGAUUGAUCCCAGGUCUCCCAGCUUCCAGGGAUCAGUUAGUUUAGGGCAAAGAUGGUAUGGUUAAAGGGAGAAUUAGACACUUGUUGAAUGAAAUGUAUUCUCAAUAAUUAGUUGAAUACUAAGUAAAUGUUGACAUUAUAAUAAAUGUGGUCUUGU
Liolophura sinensis is the source of this 2403-nucleotide messenger RNA. Its product is annotated as von Hippel-Lindau disease tumor suppressor-like. The transcript is spliced from 3 exons. The record is from RefSeq and is a predicted model, not a curated record. The coding region runs from base 90 to 614 and encodes 174 amino acids. NCBI's taxonomy places the organism in Eukaryota, Metazoa, Mollusca, Polyplacophora, Chitonida, Chitonidae.